UGACAAAUAUACCAUAUGAAUAUUUUCCAUUUGCAACCAGGGAUUGCUGAGGAUUCCAUCGACAGCAUAAUUGUGACUGCAAGUGAGCAGGAUUCUGAGAUCAUGGAUGCGAACGAGCAACCUCAAGCUAAAAUUACACGUAGCAUCGUGUUUGUGACUGGUGAAGCUGCUCCUUAUGCAAAGUCAGGGGGGCUGGGAGAUGUUUGUGGUUCGUUACCAAUUGCUCUUGCUGCUCGUGGUCACCGUGUGAUGGUUGUAAUGCCAAGAUACUUGAAUGGGUCCUCUGAUAAAAACUAUGCAAAGGCAUUAUACACUGCGAAGCACAUUCAGAUUCCAUGCUUUGGGGGAUCACAUGAAGUCACCUUUUUUCAUGAGUAUAGAGACAACGUCGAUUGGGUGUUUGUCGAUCAUCCGUCAUAUCAUAGACCAGGAAGUUUAUAUGGAGAUAAUUUUGGUGCUUUUGGUGAUAAUCAGUUCAGAUACACACUCCUUUGCUAUGCUGCAUGCGAGGCCCCACUAAUCCUUGAAUUGGGAGGAUAUAUUUAUGGACAGAAUUGCAUGUUUGUUGUGAACGAUUGGCAUGCCAGCCUUGUGCCAGUCCUUCUUGCUGCAAAAUAUAGACCAUACGGUGUUUACAGAGAUUCCCGCAGCACUCUUGUUAUACAUAAUUUAGCACAUCAGGGUGUGGAGCCUGCAAGUACAUAUCCUGAUCUGGGAUUGCCACCUGAAUGGUAUGGAGCUUUAGAAUGGGUAUUUCCAGAAUGGGCAAGGAGGCAUGCCCUUGACAAGGGUGAGGCAGUUAACUUUUUGAAAGGAGCAGUUGUGACAGCAGAUCGAAUUGUGACCGUCAGUCAGGGUUAUUCAUGGGAGGUCACAACUGCUGAAGGUGGACAGGGCCUCAAUGAGCUCUUAAGUUCCCGAAAAAGUGUAUUGAAUGGAAUUGUAAAUGGAAUUGAUAUUAAUGAUUGGAACCCCACCACGGACAAGUGUCUCCCUCAUCAUUAUUCUGUCGAUGACCUCUCUGGAAAGGCCAAAUGUAAAGCUGAAUUGCAGAAGGAGCUGGGUUUACCUGUAAGGGAGGAUGUUCCUCUGAUUGGCUUUAUUGGAAGACUGGAUUACCAGAAAGGCAUUGACCUCAUUAAAAUGGCCAUUCCAGAUCUCAUGAGGGAGGACGUGCAGUUUGUCAUGCUUGGAUCUGGGGAUCCAGUUUUUGAAGGCUGGAUGAGAUCUACCGAGUCGAGCUACAAGGAUAAAUUCCGUGGUUGGGUUGGAUUUAGUGUUCCAGUUUCCCACAGAAUAACUGCAGGUUGCGAUAUAUUGUUAAUGCCAUCCAGAUUCGAACCUUGCGGUCUUAAUCAGCUAUAUGCUAUGCAAUAUGGCACAGUUCCUGUAGUUCAUGGAACUGGGGGCCUCCGAGACACAGUCGAGACCUUCAACCCUUUUGGUGCAAAAGGAGAGGAGGGUACAGGGUGGGCGUUCUCACCGCUAACCGUGGACAAGAUGUUGUGGGCAUUGCGAACCGCGAUGUCGACAUUCAGGGAGCACAAGCCGUCCUGGGAGGGGCUCAUGAAGCGAGGCAUGACAAAAGACCAUACGUGGGACCAUGCCGCCGAGCAGUACGAGCAGAUCUUCGAAUGGGCCUUCGUGGACCAGCCAUAUGUCAUGUAGACAGGGACUGGGGAGGUCGAAGCGGCAGUCUCCUUGAGCUCAGAAGACAUGUUCCUCAUCCUUCCGCGGCCCGGAAGGAUACCCCUGUACAUUGCGUGGAACGCGGUCCUCCUACAAUAGUGGCAAUGCGCCUGCUUGCUUGGUUCGCCGGUUCGAAAGUAAAUGAUGGCUGUGCUGCUGCGGCGGUGACAGCUUCGGGUGGAUGACAGUUACAGUUUUGGGGAAUAAGGAAGGGGGUGCUGCAGGAAUGGUUAACAGCAAAGUUGCACUCAGCUGGCAGCCUCUCGGUCCGUGUUACAGCUGAAAUCUGAAACCAACUGGUGACUCUUUAGCCUUAGUGAUUGUGAAGUUUGUUCCCUUCUGUGUAUGUUGUCUUGUCCUUAGCUGACAAAUUUUUGACCUGUUGGAGAAUUUUAUUUAUCUUUGCUGCUGUUGUUUU
Molecule: messenger RNA, 2107 nt
Organism: Triticum urartu
Lineage: Eukaryota; Viridiplantae; Streptophyta; Magnoliopsida; Poales; Poaceae
Source: RefSeq, a predicted model, not a curated record